This is a messenger RNA of Dermatophagoides farinae (American house dust mite), 7863 nucleotides long. NCBI's taxonomy places the organism in Eukaryota, Metazoa, Arthropoda, Arachnida, Sarcoptiformes, Pyroglyphidae. The record is from RefSeq and is a predicted model, not a curated record.
AUGUUGGAUCAAUCGCAGAUGAUUCGAAACAACAACAACAAUAAUAAUAAUAAUAGUUCAUCAUCAACAUUGACAACUAAUUCCAACAACUUUUCUUCAUCAUCGUCGUUGAAUCAGAAUUUAUCGACAACGUCAACAAAUAACACUUCCACAUCGUUGUCUUCAAAUCAAUCACAACAACAGAAUUCCAUCCAUAUAACCGGUAAUUUAGCUAUUACAGCUACAUCCGGUACUACAAGUAAUGUGUCUUCGGGUUCAACCAAUCAAUCUGCCAAUCUAGGUUCAUCAUCAGCAUCAAAUCCUAACAAUACUUGCUCAGGAUCAACCUCUUCAUCAUCUAGCUCAUCAUCAUCAUUAAUUGGAACAUUGGCCAGUUUGAACCAAAGCAGUAGCCAUAAUGAAUUUAAUUCAUUCAAUUCAAGAUUUUUGGUCAAAUCCGAAGGCCCAAUACAUUCAAGUGAAAAUGAUGACGAAGAUGAUGAUGAUUAUGGUGAUGACGAUGAAAGCUUUGGUGAUGAUGAUCUCUCCACACGUGAUAAUGAUGAUGGACAUUUUUUAGAUAAUUUAAAUUUCGAUGAUAAUGAAGCAUUGGCCCAAAAUGAUGAUUCAUCUGUAUUGGAUUCUGAUUUAGCUGCUGUUUUAGAUGCUGCACAAGCCGAAUCAUCAUCAUCGACAAUAUCAAUGGGUAAAUUAGACCAUAAUAAUCAGGACAUUGUGAAACAAAAACAACGUCUAUUGUUGCUCAAACAACAAAAACGGAAACAAAAAUUACAACAAAAACAAAAAGUAUCAUCUAAUUUAGAAUCAUGUUUACCUCAAUAUGAAUUGAUGCAAGUGAACACUAGGUUCAUUUCGAAUUCUGAAUCCAAACAAAUAGAUUCCUUGAGCACGACAUUAAGUCUAAAUAAUUCUACAUUUGUUGGAUUCUCUGGUCCGAGUACUGCAGGUGGUCACCAAAUGACGGAAGAAUCGCGUGUAUUAUGUAUUGCACGUCGUCUACCGAAUUCGGAACAACAUCCAUCUGGAAAUUCUGGUCAAACUAAAUUUCAAAUAAAGCAUUUCAGUACACGUCUGGAUAUACAUGGAUGUAUUAACUAUGUAGACUGGUCGACAAUGUCUUCAAAUAAUAUUAAUAUACAGCGGCAAAUAUCCCACCUACGAAAUAAUCUAACAACAAAUCGUUUAUUUCAUGAUUCCGUACAUAAAGAUGAUCUGAAUAAGGUUCAACAACAUCUAAAAGAUGCCAUUAUUAAUGCUGGUGGUUCAUCACCGCCAGCCGUAUCAAAGCUAUAUCGUCUUAAAGUUGGUCCUGAUCAAUAUGCAAAAGUUUUGACAAAAACAAAAUUAUUAAAAAAUAAUUCCAUGAUGGCCAAGCAUUCCAUCUUUUUUGAACAGAAUACAUUAUCACCAGUAAAAAAAGAGGAAGAUGAUCAAUCAAUGAUUGAGAAUCGAACAAAUACGACUAUGUCAGGCAAUUUCAACAAUGCUGGUGGUGGUGGUAAUCAUAAUAUUGGAACAUCAUCAAACACAACAUUGAUUGGUAAUGAACAACCGAAUCAUACAACCAGUAGCAACGAGUCUCAGCAACAACAAUCAACAUCCUCCUCAUCUCAAUCUAUAUCGACGACAAAUAAUCCUCAACAACACGAUUCGUCAACAACGCAACAACAUUUGCAUCAAUUUUCAUCAUCGACAUCAUCCUCAUCAUCGUCAGCAUCCUCUUGUGUUACAUCAUCUGGGAUGAUGAAUUCAAAUCAUCUAAUCACUACAAAUCCAAUGAUGCAGAAUCAUAAAUGGACAAAUAAUCCAUUUCAACAACCUCAGGCUCCACCAGAUUUAUCAUCAUCAUCAAUGCAAAUGCAACAAUCAAAUGUUGCCUGUUCAUCAGCAUCUCAAUUCAAUAAUUCAAUGACCACAUUGACCUCAUCAUCAUCUUCAUCAUCUACUGCUGUUUCAGCUACACCAACGGCAAUUGAUUUGAAUCUUGAUGAUUUUGAUGAAAUGUUUUCGAAUAGAUGGGAAUUUAGUGAUACAACUCCAUCAUCAAAUGCAAUGAUUCAACAACAAGAAGAGCCAACAACUACUGUUGAAAAUAUCGUCUUAUCAUCAUCAUCAUUUUCAUCAUCUUCAGGGAACCCUCGUCAAAUUUAUACAUCCGUUCCUUUUACAUCAUCAAUGUCGAUGAUGAUUAAUACAAGUGCCGGUAGUGGUAAUCAACAACAAAUGACGAUGAUCUCAUCACAUCCUCAAAUGUUUUCAUCAUCAAAUUCGACGAUUGGUGGAAAUAAUUUGAUACAACAAGGUAUACACUCAUCAAUUGGAAUUGGCCAAUUAGGGCCGAACAACCAGCAACAAAUGAUUAUGACCACUGCAAAUAAUAGUGAUCAUCAUCAACAACAACAACAACAACAUAGAGUGAUGAUGGAUGAUAAGCUCAGAAAUUUGCUCACUAGUGAUCCGAAUUCCUCAUUAGGUAUUGGUACGCUAAAUUCUGAUCAGACUUCCGAAUUCUCCUCAAAUGACAAUAAUAAUCUAAGUCAUCAAAAUAAUAAGAACAAUAAAACUAGUUCAUCAUUGCAACAUUCAUCAUCAAAUAAUAGUAACAGUAGUGAUAAUAUUUUACGUGAAUUAUUGGACAAUGCAGAUGAUCAACUCAAUGUUAGUGGUGGUAAUGUAACGGGUGAUAUUAGAACGGGUAAUCCAGAAUCUGAAUCCACUUUAUUACAUUUAUCUGGAUGUGGUGGCUCAUCAACGAUGACAACAAAUACAACAUCCAUAGGAUCGGCAUCAAGUUUUGUUGAUCUAUUGAAUGAUACGAAAUCUAUGAUUGUUAAUUCAAGUAAUCAAUCAACAAUGACAACAGCCACCAAUACGACUGCUUCAUCAUCAUCAUCAUCGAAUAACAUGUUGCGUAUGUUACUAAAUGAUGAUGAUAGUGCCAAAUUGGCUGCGAAUCAAUCAACACGUGGAAUGAAAUUAGCCAGUGUUAAUAAGAAUUCACAAAAUGAUGUUCUAAUGGAACAUUUGUUGAAAGAUCAGCAACAACAUCUACAUCAAGAUUCAUCUAGCAACAUUUCUGGAAAUAAUGGCCAGAAAUUUAUGUUUGAAUUAAACUCAUUGCUUUCAUCGAAUAAUGAAGAUGUAUCUAUGCAACAACAACAACAACAACAACAACAACAACAACAACAACAACAACAAUAUAAUUUCAAUCCUAAUAAAAGAAAAUCACCUUUUGAUCAAAAUGAUGUUUAUCUGAUGCAAGAUUCCGAAUCUAAACGUCUGGCAAUCGUUUCAGCGAAUAUUACAACAUCGACUACUUCGAACAAUAGUAUUGGUGUUAAUACAGGAACAUCACAUCAAUUAUUGGCCUGUCAGAAUCCAAUGUUGGCAUCAAUGUUGGCCAAAACGCCUACAUCAUUACCAGAGGAAAAAAUUCAAACAAUUCCACCAUCAAUGAUCUCAUCGACACCGGACGUUAAAUUACCACCCAAUUUAGAUAAGAAAAUUAUUCCAACGCCUCCAACUACAGGAGCAAAUGUUAAUCAAUCAUCGCAAAUACAACAAACGCAUUCGAAUCAACAUCUAUCUCAACAACAUCAGAUUACGAUACAGCAAGCUAAUUUAAUGCAGCAACAACAACAUAUCCAAGAUAUUCAAUUACAAAUUCAACAACAACAACAACAACAGCAUCAUAUCGUUCAACAACAUACUCAACAGCAACAACAUUUAAUUACAACGAUUGGUCCUGGUGGUACUACCAGUUUGGUACCAGCACCUAUAGCUAUUAAAUCUGGCCAACAGCAACAACAACAACAAAUUCAUCAUACGAACCAAAGCCAAUUACAGCAACAGAUUGCAGCAGGUGGAAAUUUUGUUCAACGAUUACAAUUGAGACAGCAACAGAUAAACAAUAGUUCAGACCUACAACAAUUGUUACAACAACAACAACAACAACAACCCGUUCUUCAGCCACAAGCAACUAUGUCGGUUGGUCAACAAAUUGUUCAACAACAAAAACUUCAAUUAAAACAACAACAACAGCAGCAGCAACAACAACAACAACAAACCAGUACUGGUCAAAAAACAACAAAUUUUUUGACCCAAAUCCUUACAACAGCAUCUGGUAAUGCUGUACCAUCAUCUAAUAAUGUACCUGGUUCUGCUAUGGCCACAGUCAAUCCAAUCAAUGUUAAUAAUUGUGGUGCAAUGAUUUCAAAAAGUGGUAUGUUAACAUUAACAGCGACCACGAAUCAACGUGUUACGAUGCUUCGUAAUUUUUCAAAAGUUCAACAACAACAUGGAACCACAAUGACAACGAUUCAACCGCAAUCUGUGACGCAACAACAACAACCAAUUGGUGUUGGAUUUAUCCAUACAUUAUCCGGUGGUCAACUGCAACCAUCAUCACAGCAACAUACGAUUGUGACACAUCAACCAGCAGCUCAACAACAGAUCUCAACGAAUCCUCAACAGCAUAUUACAACAACGGCCCCAGUGAUUACAUCAGCUAAUCAUCAUAACCAAAGUUCUAAUAAUAAUAAUAAUGCUAGCCUGGUGAAUGAUUCGAUCGAUCUGGAAGAUCCGGCAUUGAUUUCACAGAUUUUGGAUGAAGUAAUCGAACUUCAAGAUGAUACAAUGAUUAGUGGCAAUCAAUCAUCAACAUCUUUGAUCGUAAAUAAUGUUAAUCAAUUGAAUAAUAAUCAUACUAAUAGUGGUACUGUUGGCGUUGGAAACGUGAUGAAUAUCAAUAAUCAACCUUCAUUGAGUUCAUUGCUCUCGAAUACAGCUAAUAUGGCAAGCGUUAGUGGUGGCAAUGCUUGCAACAUUACGACCACUGUAAAUCGUCGUAUUAACAAUGAUGAUAUCGAUUUGAUUGCAUUCAAUUUAGCAGAUUCUUCUGGCAGUCUUGCACAACUCAAUUCUACCACUACAAAUGAACAACAAGCUAUAAGUGAAAUACGUAAAGAAUUGAUGAAAGUUGAAAAUCAACAAAACGUCAGUUCAUCAAAUCAUCAGAUAUUUUCAUCGAAUACAUCACAACCACCUACACCUCAAUCACCAAUGUUGAAUAAUGUUAUUGGUGGUCAAUCAUCAAUUCAACAGCAACAACAUUCGAUUCUAUCGCCUGGACAGCAGCAACAGGUACCACCACCGAAUUAUCAACCACCGCCAUCCUAUCCUCAGGUAUCAAAUACUUUCAUCAAUAACAAUCCACAGCCACCUAUCGGUUCACAGGUUAAUCGUAUAAUGCCCCAAAAGCAAACAACUAUGCAACAAUUGAUGCAACAACAAAGAGCUAAUGUUAGUAUGAUGAAUGCUCGUAUUGGACAACAACAACAACAACAAUCGAAUACAGCAGUUAUGCAAAGAGUGGCUGCUAUGCAGCAGGUACAGCAAGUUUCUGGAACCGGUAAUACCUUUCUUGUUGGACAGACAACAACUACAACCAACACAGGUCAACAACAGCCACAAAUCCAAUUAGUACGAAUGCCCAAAGGAACGAUUAAUUCGGGAGUGACCGGAACACAAGCUAUUGUUCUUGGACAGGGACCACCUAAUUUGAAUGUUGCUCAUAAACGAUUAUUAAUGCAUCAAGAACAACAAGAUUUCAAUGUUAAACCAUCCGAUGGAGGAUUCGAUAUAAAUGGAUUAAAUUCGAUCAAUAACACUGUAGCACCCAAUGUUCAGAUUACUGUCAAACCUCGACAAGCUCUGCCAUCACAGCAACAAGCAACAGUUCAACAGGACGUAAUUGUUACACAAAUGUCACCAAGAUAUGUAAUUGGUGGUAAUAAUAAUACUAGCGGUAACAUUCAAGUGCCUUCUACACCGCCCAUACUACCUCAAUCUCCAGCACCAUGUCCUGCACAAGUUCUUAGUCCAAGUCCUGUACAAGGUCCAACUUCCGGUGGUGUUGUAUCUAGUUCUGCUGUUUUACGUAAUAAUGGCCCAUCAUCUUAUAAUCAUAGCGCUUCAUAUGCUACUAGUCCACAAACGACAUUAGCGACUGGUGGUGGUCAACAAGUUCCAUCACCAUUUUCGUCAACAAAUCAUAUGUCGCCAGGACAUUUUGUUGCUGGUAAUUCCAAUAUGUCUACAUCGGCAUCACCAUCACCAGCACCACCACAAUCUCCAAUGUUGGUACAAUCACCACAAUCAGUAAAUAAUCAACAACAACAGCCAAUCACACAGAUUAGUUGGCAACAACAAGCAUCACCAGCUGCAACUACUUCGAAUCGACUUUCAUCCGGCAAUAAUCAUAAUGUACCAUCACCGGCUCAACAAGUCAUGUCACCAUCAGGACCGACUACAAUGCCUAAAUCUCCGGUUACAACUCCUAAUCUAGUAUCGAUACAGCAACAAUCAAAUCCGAUGUUAAAUGCUCAGCUUUCUGGUGUAGGACUUCAAAGAUUUGCCCGUUCUACACGUCAACAAGGACCUCGUUUUUUCCCAUCAAGACAAGGCCAAUUUGCAAUGCAAACUGUUCAACAACAACCACAAAACAACGGAGAUUUAGCGCAACAAUUUGCUGGCCAACAAACUCAUCAUCAUCAUCAACAACAACAGCAGCAACAACAACCGAUGACCAUACCGAAUAUUCAACAUUUAAUACAACCACGACGAUUGACAUUACGAAUGCCUAUACAAACACAACAAAUUCAACAGCAGCAACAACAAUCAUUCACAAUUAAUACUCAAACGAAUGUCAAAUUAUCGAUACAAUCCCAACAAAAAAUAACGGCCAGUGUUGUUGAUAAUAGUUUUGUUGGUAUUAGUGGUGCUAAUAAUGGCAAUACAAUUAGUUCGGCUUCGUCUAUGUUCUCUCAACAACAACAACAACAGCCACAAAUAUCUCAACAAAUCAAUCUUAAUGAUCUAUCCGGAUUCGAUAAUCUCGAUGGAUUAGUCAAUGUUACCACAUCUACUGGAAAUAAUGCAUUAUCAGUGAAUGAUAACCGUUUAUCAACAUCAUCAUCGGUCAAUAAUCUCAAUAAUAAACCAACAUCUGAUUAUGUGAAACAAAAAUUGAAUUCAUUUGUUAGUGAACGUAGUAGUAAUGUACAACAGCAACAACAUCAAGUAAUAUUACAACAACAACAACAACAGCAGCAGCCACAAACACCCGUGCCAACAACAUCACAGCAACAGAUUCUUAUACAACAACCAAAUACACCUCAACAAUCAACACCGAAUAAUUCAACAUCAUUAUCAUUGGACGAAACAUCAUAUGUCGAAUUUGAGGAUUCAUUUUUUGAUCAAUUUGUUGAAACAUCUAAUUCGAAUCAGAUGUCAUUGUCGAAUACAGCUAGCACAAACAGUAUUAAUAUGGUGACAAUCACCGGUAAUAAUCAAUUACAGCAAGAAUCAUUAGGACAACAAAUAGUUGGCAAUAAUAAUGAUUCGACGACAAUUGGUCGCAGCACUUCUAUGGAUAAUGAUCAAAAUCAAAGAUCCAAUACGGAAAGUUUAUUACAACGAUUAUUAUCACAUGAUAGUGGCAAUAGUUGAAUGAUAUCAUAUCCGAAACUUUCCGGAAGAGAUUCAUCCAUUUUUUUUCGUAAAUUACCUCCCCAAUCACAUUUGCUCAUCCAUUGGAUUUCAAUCUGAAAUUUUUCAUUUCAUUUUGCAUUGAAAUAAUCAUGGUAGAAAUCGCCAUUAUCAUUAUCAUCAUCGUUAUCCAUCAUGUGACAAUUAAGUCAUUCAUCAUGAAUGAUGUGACAUUUUUUCCCCUUUUUGUCUUGCCUUAAGUUUUUAUCCCUUAUCUGUUCGAAUUCGAACGUUGGCUGUGUUGAGAUUCAUAAAUGAUAUAUAUAUAUUCAUCAAUCAUCAUCAAAUAUUAUAGUGAAUAUAUAACUAAAGAAA